GGUGAUAGCGCUGCGGCUGCGCACUACUGCAAAAGGUCAGGGGGAGGUUUGGAUUGCGUUUAGCAGAUUGUGAGUUCAGUUAAAAUAAAAGACGGAGCACCGAGAGGCGCAGGAGGAGAGAGCAAGCUCAUUGGGUAAAGUAAUAACAAAACCAGGAGAACAAGUAUCCCAGGCGAAUGGACUCAAUGGAGAAAUAUACAGUACAAAGAGCAGUUUGUCACUAAACCAUCUACCCAGGACUCUCCAUUCUGUUCAUGCCGGUUUAAAUAGCAGCUACCCUGCACGGGUCUAGCCUCACUCUUCUGGUUUUGCAUUUUUGUUGCUUCGAGUGAGGCAAAGGUGAGGAUAUAUGAUGAAGUUCAAGCCUAACCAGACAAGGACUUACGACGGGGAGGGUUAUAAGAAGCGAGCGGCAUGUUUGUGUUUCAAGAACGAACGGGAGGACGAGGUUUUGCUGGUUAGCAGUAGUCGGCACCCGGACCAGUGGAUUGUACCAGGUGGAGGCAUGGAGCCCGAGGAGGAGCCUGGUGGUGCUGCAGUCAGGGAAGUUUAUGAAGAGGCUGGAGUGAAAGGCAAGUUAGGAAGGCUGCUAGGAGUUUUUGAGCAGAACCAAGACAGGAAGCAUAGAACAUACGUGUACGUUCUCACAGUGACGGAGACCCUAGAAGACUGGGAGGAUUCUGUUAAUAUAGGGAGAAAGAGAGAAUGGUUUAAAGUAGAAGAUGCCAUUAAAGUUUUACAGUGUCACAAACCGGUCCACGCGGAAUACUUGGAAAAACUGAAACUCGGCUGCUCUCCCACCAACGGCAACUCUGUGGUUCCCACCCUUCCUGAUGACAACUCCACUCUGUAUGUGACCUCAUCACAGACUCCUGGAAAGCCUUCCACUGUGAGAUAAAAGGACAGUCACUCAGCCUGUCCCAUACUGGAGAGGGGACACUGCACUCACAGGAGAGUAGGGACAUCUGACACAGGAUUCUCAUGUAAAAUGUAUCCAUAAAACAAAUACAUUUGCAUGAACUCUUGCAGUGUUGACACUAGGUGUUUUUUUUUGUUUUGUUUUUUUUAAUAUAAUUUGUAAAAUAGUAUUUCAACAAACCAAAGCCAUACCUGGAAUUGUGUUAACAAUGUUUUGUUAAGGAUGCCUUAAUUGGCCUUUUUUUUAAAACUCUGCUUUUUGGGUUGUGUUUUUUUUUUUUUUUUAAACAGACCUAUACAGUACAUGAAAUGGUCUUUAUGAUUCAAAACCUCUGUUUUAAUUAUACUUGAAAUUAACAAAUGCUGUAUUCAUGAACUUAGAGAUUUGCAGACACUGCUGUAAUCAUAUUGGGGAAAUAAUAUACACUGGCUAUUUAGUAAGAAAACUAAACAGGCCCUUAAUUUCAGAGAUGUUGCUAAAUUCAAUAGAUUUAUUGUCCUAUUUGAACAAUUGACACAUUUGGAAAUAUUGUUACAUUUGUCUGCUAAAGAAGCGAACUGUCAGACUAGCAUUGGGAACUUUAAUCUUAUUUAAUGCUGGAUGAUGCAUGGAGUCAGAUAUGGGUGUAUUCUAAUCUAAACAAUGGCAGAUCUUAAUACCGUUACCAUAAAAUGUACAAACUUUUUCGAGGGCCUCCUUUCACUGUAUUUCUAUGGUAUGUAGUAAUGUUAAUAAAGCACCGGCACGGUAAAAAACUGCUGCUGCUGCUUACAUCAGUAAAAUAGACCCUAACCUCGUCCACCAAUUGGUCAAUUCUGAGUACUCCAAAGCUACCUCAAUAUAUUAACAAAAUUACAGCUGUCUAUUUAAAUGCCUGACCAAGAUAAUAACAAAACAGCACAGCUGUGAGGAACCCAUAACAGCACAUUAGACAGACUGUAAAAGUAUGUUCCAGAACAAAAAAUCAAAUACAAAUGUAGUUAAUAUAUUACACUGUAUUAGGUCUUGAACCUUCAAUUUCAUUGACUCGCUGAUUUUGUUUUCUCUUAGAGCCACUGGAACAAAGUAUAUUACAGCCAAAUAUUUUCUAAAUGAAAUAAAACAAAUUCUGCCAAAUGAUUUAAUGUGCAAAUAUUAUCAGUAACAGCUAAACCAGAUUUUGUGUGUUCAGUUGAUACUUGUGUGCAUUACUGUCAAUAUGUGGCAAGGGACCGGAUGCUGCUGGGAUUGCAUGUCCCAAUCUCCUGUUUACAGGCUGGAAACUGGAAAACACAAGGUCUACGUGAGCUUUCCUGAGUCUUUUGAAUACAGCAAUUGGUAGAGAUUGCCUCCUUUACACACAUUUAAUUAGAAACUCUUACAAAAAUAAAAUGUACUUGUGAUUUUGGACUCCAACCCCAAUAGUGUAGAGUUACACGGUUACAAACUGGCCACUGUCACAUUUACAAUAUUACACAAAUAAGGUUCAUAAAUAUUUCAAGAAAAUAGGACUGGAAUGGCCUUGUGUGGUUUGUACCUUAAUACACACAAAAAAAGGAUGUUUGUUUUUUUUGUUUUUUUCUAUGCUUUAUUUUCUAUUAAUGUAUACUUCUAACAUUUUACAAAACGUGCUGCUGUAAAUAAAAACAAACAAACUCGU
Acipenser ruthenus (sterlet) is the source of this 2558-nucleotide messenger RNA. Its product is annotated as diphosphoinositol polyphosphate phosphohydrolase NUDT4B. The coding region runs from base 350 to 898 and encodes 182 amino acids. Gene Ontology annotation, biological process: diadenosine hexaphosphate catabolic process; diphosphoinositol polyphosphate metabolic process; diadenosine pentaphosphate catabolic process. Gene Ontology annotation, molecular function: diphosphoinositol-polyphosphate diphosphatase activity; bis(5'-adenosyl)-pentaphosphatase activity; endopolyphosphatase activity. The record is from RefSeq and is a predicted model, not a curated record. NCBI's taxonomy places the organism in Eukaryota, Metazoa, Chordata, Actinopteri, Acipenseriformes, Acipenseridae. The transcript has 5 exons. Gene Ontology annotation, cellular component: cytoplasm; nucleus.